UCCCCGCCCUCCCCACGCGAGUCCUAGCACCCCCGAGGGCGCCAGCUUGCGGCCCUGCAGCCCAGGACAAGACAUGGGGCCUCGUCGGCGGGGCUCCCGUUUCCAACAUCUGGUGUGCUACGGAAGGGAGGGCGCGACUGGCAAGGAAACCCCUGAUGGGAGGCUCCACCGAGCCCUGGGGCACAGAGGUGACACAGCCAGUGCGAGGGCACCCGGCUCCAAGGCCAGGCAUGGGGCUACAGGGUGGCCUGAGCCCAUCUACUACCGCCACAGAUGCCCUUUUCUGAGGCCUGGCUCUUUCCACGUUUCCCUUGGCUGUAGAGGGCGUUAUGAAACCUACGCCAGGAAGGGGAGGGUUUCCCAGUCUCUCACUAGCCCUAACUCCCACCCACAGGUUCUCUAGGUUGUGGAGUGCCAUUCCCCCAGCCCUUAGUUCUGAAGACCUUGGGUGAACCCCAAGCCCAGGGUCCUGUGUCCAUGUUAGCCGGUAUAUAGAGUUGUUCCAAUUUCUGGCAGCCAAUGUGAACAGGUGUGGAAGGUUUUUCCAGAAAGGUACAAGAUGUGCAAAUGCUUAGGUGCAGUACGGAGCUGGGAGCAUUUAUGAAGCCACAAGUCUCCUUGCUUUCUGGUGGGAAGCAAAGAACAGGAGGAUAGACGUCAGGACUGCAGUGGCUGCCUGAGAAGUUGAGUGUGUUUUCAGAAGGUAAUAGCAAGUUUGAAUCAGAAAAAAGAGGUAGUUUACUAAGGUCUUCACAGGCUUCAUCUGUGUGCACAGUGGGGCACAAACUGGGGGGUUGAGGGAGGAGGAAGGAAAAUCAGGGUAGACUAGUCCAAGUGAGGGUUACUGGCCCAGGAUCGUGGUUUAGGUGAUGUGGUGAGAUUCUGGAUGUGUGGUUUCAAAAGGGACAACUAAAUUACAUAAUGUAGGUGGUGAGGGAGUGAAACAGAGGACUCAGAGAAGACCCCAGGGUUUUUGGUAUUAGCAGCUGUAGGGAAAGAAGUUGCAUCAACUAAGAUGAACAAAUUGGCAAUAGGAGUAGUAUUCACUAGGGAUAUCAGGUUUAUUUAUGCCAUGCUAAGAGUCAGAUCUUUCAGAGCCUACUAAAUGGAGGCAUUAAGUGGGCAGAUGAACGUGUAGGUCUUGAAAUCUAGGGAGUGGUUCAGGGUGCAGAUAUUCAAGAUGUGGCUGUUGUGUGCACCAAGGUGAGUGAGCUGUGGGUCACAGGCGGGGCAAGCUCCAGGUUUUGGUUCUAAAGCUGUUAGUGGGCCAAGACGGGUAGAAUGAUGAUAGAGUAAGUGGUCAUGAAGGCAGGGUAUGUAAAAGACAGUGUAGUUUGGCAAUGGCCAGGGCUCCCAAGAGAAGAAUGGAUAUGAGAUGGAUGCAAACGCAUAGGACACUCAGGCCAAAACUCGUGCUUAUUCACCACUUUGUGGGUAUCCAGGAUUUUGUAAUAACUUGAUGGGGCCUGGGUGUUUCAUUCAGGCUGGAAGAUUAAGCUAGUGUCAUGUGGUGAUUUGUGAGAGUCAUUGUGUGUGAGAUGAGCAACCAGUGAGGUUGGGAUUUAAAUGAGCUUUAGGUGGAUAUAUGACUGCCAAGGGGAUGGUAAGUGCAGCACAGAAGUGGAAUAGGGCCAUGGUUAUCUAUGAUUCACCUGUGGUUCUGUGUGGCUAUGUCUGAGGCAAGGAAUACAGCCUGGCAGGGAGGCCUUCAAAGAAAUUUUUGAGGCUGCUUCCUCUAGUGUAAGCCAUGGGAAGUCUGGGAUUUUGGAUCCUGUUUAUAUCCACACUUUGAAUGCUGCCUGCCAAGUUGCCGUAUAAGGCCAGAAAUUAAGGCCCAGUAUGAUAUGUCACCUUGACAUCUGAUGAAAACGAUACAGCCUUAGAUGGCCUGAGAGCAAAUUCCUCUUCCCUUUGCUCCCAUGAAUAAGCUUUCUUAGCCAAAUGAACCCUUCUUAUUCCAGGGAACCAGAACAGUUCCUGCUUAUUACUUUGUAGUGGGUUUCAGUUCCCUACCAAUUUUUUGAGUUAUUCAAACAGGCCAGUCCCCUCCUCUGGGGACCAGUGGAGCUUCUCCAUCUUAAUGCUACAAAACUUACAUUCUACAGCACCUGGUUGUUACUCUUUUCUGGAGUACUGCCUCCGUAUGGCCCUGUGUGGAGUGUGGUAUUCUUUCACAGGCUAUGAGUAUUUGUCUUUAAUUAAUAAACUGUUCAGCCGGGUGUGGUGGCUCACGCCUGUAAUCCCAGCAGUUUGGGAGGCUGAGGCGGGCAGCUCACAAGGUCAGGAGAUCAAGACCAUACUGGCUAACACGGUGAAACCCCGUCUCUACUAAAAAUAUAAAAAAUUAGCCAGGCGUGAUGGCGGGCACCUGUAGUCCCAGCUACUUGGGUGGCUAAGGCAGGAGAAUGGCAUGAACCCGGGAGGUGAAGCUUGCCCCACUGCACUCCAGCCUGGGCGACAGAGCAAGAUUCUGUCUCAAAAAAAAAAAAAAAAAAAAAAAAAUUAAGAAACUGUUGAUCUCAUUUGUCCAAUGUCACAUGUCUCGUAUUUGGCUGUUGGUUAUCCAUUCUUUUUUUUUUUUUCUUUGAGACGCAGUCUUGCUCUGUCACCCACGCUGGAGUGCAGUGGCGCAAUCUCGGCUCAUUGCAACUUCCACCUCUCCACCUCCUGGGUUCUAGUGAUUCUCCUGCCUCAGCCUCCCGAGUAGCUGGUACUACAGCCACGUGCCACCACGCCUGGCUAAUUUUUUGUAUUUUUAGUAGAGAUGGGGUUUCACCAUGUUAGCCAGGAUGGUCUCGAUCUCCUGACCUCGUGAUCCACCCACCUCGGCCUCCCAAAGUGCUGGGAUUGCAGGCAUGAGCCACUGCGCCUGGCCCAGGUUAUCCACUCUUUCACGCAGGUAGCAUGUGGGGAGGCCAGGAUUUGCCUGUGGUAUGGGACGUAGUGGUGGUCAUGGUCAUGUGGCAGUGGGAUCUGGAGACCUGAGGUAUGUCUCAGAUGAUAUGCACUUGGAGAGGGAGUGUGCCUGAUGGUCCCAGUGUCCUGGUUGAGACUUCUAUGACCUUGGUCAUAGGAGAGGAAUGCUUGUCAGGAAGGAGUGGUUGCCCUUAUGCCACGCCCACAGCUUAGAUACAUGUAUUUGUUCGUCUGCCUCUUGUUACAGAUGGCUGCAACUGGUGACCAAGAGCCCCAAUAGGAGACAACAGCACCAGUUGACUGCUUUCUCCUCUGAGUUGGGGAGCUUGGAAAGAGGAUGAGCAUGGGGUAAAUGUGUGAGGGGAAGGAUUAUGGAUCCUGAGAGGAGGAACCGUUUGUGGUUUCAUCUGUCCCCAUCCUGGCAGGGCAUUGUGACCUUUGAGGACGUGGCUGUGUACUUCUCCUGGAAGGAAUGGGGUCUUCUUGAUGAGGCUCAGAAAUGCCUGUACCACGAUGUGAUGCUGGAGAACUUGGCACUUACAACCUCCCUGGGUGGUUGUGGAGCAGGGGAUGAGGAGGCACCUUAUCAGCAGAGCACUUCUCCACAGCGGGUGUCACAGGUUAGGAUUCCUAACGCCCUUCCUUCUCCCCAGAAGACCAACCCCUGUGAGAUAUGUGGCCCAGUCUUGAGAGAGAUUUUGCACUUGGUUGAGCACCAGGGUACACACCACGGUCAGAAACUGUAUACAGACGGGGCAUGUAGGAAACAAUUACAAUUUACUGCAUACCUUCAUCAGCACCAGAAGCAGCAUGUUGGACAGAAACACUUCAGAAGCAAUGGGGGCAGAGACAUGUUUUUGAGCAGCUGCACAUUUGAAGUAUCUGGGAAGCCCUUCACUUGCAAGGAGGUUGGGAAGGAUUUCCUGGCGAGAUCGAGAUUUCUUCAGCAACAGGCUGCUCACACCAGAAAGAAGUCAAACAGAACCAAGAGUGCAGUGGCCUUUCACAGUGUGAGAAAUCAUUACAACUGGGGAGAAUGUGUGAAAGCUUUCAGCUACAAACAUGUACGUGUUCAGCACCAGGGAGACCACCUCAUUAGGGAAAGAUCUUACAUGUGCAGUGAAUGUGGGAAAUCUUUUAGCACAAGCUGUAGCCUCAGUGAUCAUUUGAGAGUUCACACUUCACAAAAGCCUUAUACAUGUGGGGAAUGUGGGAAGUCCUAUAGGCAAAGCUCUAGCCUUAUUACGCACCGAAGAAUUCACACUGGAGUAAGACCUCAUCAAUGUGAUGAAUGUGGAAAAUUAUUUAACAGGAAGUAUGACCUUCUUAUACAUCAGAGAGUUCAUACUGGAGAAAGGCCUUACAAGUGCAGUGAAUGUGGGAAAUCCUUUAGCCAUAGCUCUAGCCUCAUUACACACCAGAGAAUUCAUACUGGAAUGAGGCCUUAUGAGUGCAGUGAAUGUGGGAAAUCCUUUAUCCAUAGUUCUAGCCUUAUUACACACCAGAGAGUUCACACUGGUACAAGGCCUUAUAUGUGCAGUGAAUGUGGGAAAUCCUUUAGCCAGAGCUGUCACCUUAUUAAACACCAGAGACUUCACAUUGGAGAAGGGCCUUAUGAGUGUAGUGAAUGUGGGAAAUUGUUUACUUACAGAUCUCGUUUCUUCCAACACCAGAGAGUUCAUACUGGAGUAAGAUCUCAUGAAUGUCAUGAAUGUGGAAAAUUAUUUAGCAGGAAAUUUGACCUCAUUGUACAUGAGAGAGUUCACACAGGAGAAAGGCCAUAUGAGUGCAGUGAAUGUGGAAAAUCCUUUACCUGUAAAUCCUACCUCAUUUCACACUGGAAAGUUCAUACUGGAGCAAGGCCUUAUGAAUGUGGGGAAUGUGGGAAGUCAUUUACCCAUAGCUCUACACUCCUUCAACACCAGAGAGUUCACACUGGAGAAAGGCCUUAUGAGUGCAAUGAAUGUGGGAAGUUUUUUAGCCAGAGCUCCAGCCUCAUUAGACAUAGGAGAAGUCACACCGGAGAAAGGCCUUAUGAGUGCAGUGAAUGUUGGAAAUCCUUUAGUAACCACUCUAGCCUCGUUAAACACCGAAGAGUUCAUACUGGAGAAAGGCCUUAUGAAUGCAGUGAAUGUGGAAAAUCCUUUAGCCAGAGCUCUAACCUCACUAAUCACCAGCGAAUUCACAGUGGGGAAAGGCCUUAUGAGUGUAGUGACUGUGGAAAAUUUUUUACCUUCAACUCCAACCUCCUAAAACAUCAGAAUGUUCACAAGGGAUAAAGGUUAGGUAACACACAUAGGGCUGUUAUGGACUGAGAAGUGUCCCUGCAAAAUUCAUAGACAUAAAUAAAUAAAUAAAUACGUAUUUUCAAUAA
Symphalangus syndactylus (siamang) is the source of this 5290-nucleotide messenger RNA. It is a transcript of the gene ZNF256, whose product is annotated as zinc finger protein 256. Gene Ontology annotation, cellular component: nucleus. Gene Ontology annotation, biological process: regulation of DNA-templated transcription. The record is from RefSeq and is a predicted model, not a curated record. Lineage: Eukaryota; Metazoa; Chordata; Mammalia; Primates; Hylobatidae.